Messenger RNA from Acipenser ruthenus (sterlet), 2786 nucleotides. RefSeq names its product opsin-5-like. Gene Ontology annotation, cellular component: membrane. The record is from RefSeq and is a predicted model, not a curated record. Gene Ontology annotation, molecular function: G protein-coupled receptor activity. The transcript has 6 exons. Bases 217 to 1299 code for a protein of 360 amino acids. Gene Ontology annotation, biological process: visual perception; G protein-coupled receptor signaling pathway. Lineage: Eukaryota; Metazoa; Chordata; Actinopteri; Acipenseriformes; Acipenseridae.
CCCAGCUCUAGUUCACUCAUCCCUCCCUGCUCCUCUCCCAUCCCACUUGGACCUGGGAGCUCAAACAUGAAAAGAAAGUGACCAGGGUUUUUUUUUUUUUUUUACUCUUGGGCAAACAAAAUAAAUGACUGCAACUUUUAGGAGCAAGAAAGCACAUUCUGGACCAUAUCUACCACCCAUGAGUUUGUAUAAGGAUUGGCAUCUCUUCCCAAUAAGAUGAGAAAUGCCUCAGAAACAGCCUUGUUUGUUUCCACCAUGUCCAGGGAGAACGACGUGAUCAUGGGGACAAUCUAUUCCGUGUUCGGUGUUCUCUCUCUGCUCGGAAACUGUGUCCUGCUCUUUGUGGCGUAUCGCAAGAAGUCCUCCCUGAAGCCAGCAGAGUUCUUCAUCAUCAACAUGUCUCUAAGUGACCUUGGAAUGACCUUGACCCUCUUCCCACUGGCUAUCCCUUCCGCCUUCUCACACAGGUGGCUGUUUGAUGAUGUGGCCUGCCAAUACUACGCUUUCUGUGGUGUUCUCUUUGGACUGUGUAGCCUUACCAACCUCACUGUGCUCUCCUCUGUUUGCUGCCUCAAAGUGUGCUACCCAUCCUACGGUAACAAGUUCUCGUCAGCCCAUGCCUGCCUCCUGGUGGCGGGUGUGUGGUGUUACGCCUUGAUCUUUGCAGGAGCUCCCUUGGCAAAGUGGGGUCAUUACGGGCCAGAGCCGUAUGGCACAGCGUGCUGCAUCAACUGGCAGGCGCCUAACAGUGAGCUGUCUGCCAUGACCUAUAUUGUGUCGCUCUUCGCCUUCUGCUACGUUGUGCCCUGCACCAUCAUCUUCACCUCCUACACCUUCAUCCUGCUGACUGUGCGGGGUUCACGACAGGCUGUCCAGCAGCACAUCUCCCCUCAGACCAAGACCAGCAAUGCCCACAAGCUCAUCAUCAAGCUCUCAAUUGUGGUAUGUAUUGGAUUCCUGGUGGCCUGGAGCCCGUAUGCGGUGGUGGCAAUGUGGGCGGCUUUCGGAGACGCCACGCGGGUUCCACCUACGGCGUUUGCCAUCGCUGCCAUCUUGGCCAAGUCCUCAACCCUCUACAACCCUGUGGUCUACCUUCUCUUCAAACCCAACUUCCGCAAGUUCCUGUGCCGCGAUGCUGCUCACUGCCGACGGUGUCUGUGUGCCCAACUAUGCUGCUGCAAGCGGCCAGUAGUCCAGAAGGAGGCACUGCGGAACAAGGAAUUCAGCAACUCCACGCGGCUCUUUAACGGGCUGCCUGAGAGCCACACCACCUGCCGACACUGGCAGGAAAUCCUCUAGGAGUCUGUAGAGAUGAGAAAGUAACUGAGGGAUUAGUUAAGAGCUAACCAGGUGGGCUGGCCAGGCACUGAGAGCUAUGGACCAUGUCUCGGUUUGAUAAAACCGGUGUGGAUUUGGGGUGGAUUCUGUACUUACCUCCCAAUCUCACAAAUGUUGUAAGAUACAUUAAUAACUGCUCACGGACAACUCAUGUGCAUUAUGGUGUUAUUGUUUAUCAGAUCAAAGAAGGUGUAUCUAUAACUGCAGAACAAAAACAGCAAAGACGCUGUUCCAUUUCAGUAUUUGAUUUAUCACAGAUAUUCUCUUGUUUUUUUCAACUAGUGCCAAUAUUAUUGUCGAGAAUUGGGCUGUCAGAUAUGCUGCGGUUUUGAGGGUGCAUAGAAACAGUAUAUUGAUGAUAUCUAACUAAAAGACUGCACUACAUCAUUGAUCAGGCUGAAAUAUUCAAUUUAAAAUAUUCAAGAUUGUGUUAUAAAUAAGGAGGCAGAUGUUUUUUGAAAGAAAAAAAAAAUGUUAUUCAGUUAUGUCCUUCAGUGUCCAGAAGGUGGCGAUAGUGUAUGUCUUCAAAAGGAUGUUGACUUGGGUUGCUCUGGGUGUGGGUGAUCUGGGUUUUUCAAAUUAACAUGGGGAUUUAAAUCCCCACUGAACACAACAAUCUGUUUUCUAGUUUGUGCAGUCAAGAAACGGAAUGAAGGUUUUGGGGAUUCAAAAGUUUAAAGAGAACCACAAAGACAAUAUGUGUGCCAUUGAAAAUGGAGAUGAAGAUGACAAGCUGAUUCUAUUGAACAACAGCAGAUGCUAACUCCCAGUUGAAAGUGUCGCUGAGAAUAUUUCAGGGGAAAUGAGACCUGAUCACCAUGGAGGUGCUUUUUAGACAAUAUAGUAUUGGUCACUGGUGUUCAUGUAUUUAUUUAUAAUAUAUGUUGCUUAAAAUAAGAAUUUAUGGUGACCCUUAGACCCUAUUGACAAUGUUAUGGCAAUCCUUUGUGGGGUUGAGAUUGAGGCUGUUCAGUGCCAGUUACCAAUACCAGUUGUGCUGAAUUGUGCUGUUAUUUCCCAGAGCCCCAUCUACUCAACUGAAGCCCAGCCCUCCAGAGGUAUUUAAAAUGCACCACGUAGACCAGCCCUCUCCAGUUACCACCUGCCAUUGUGACAAACUCACCAGUAAGACCAUUAACAGUAUUACAUGCAUAAUAAAGGGAUUCCAAUGUAUAUACAAUCUGUCCAGUUCUCAUCACUGCAGUGCUGUGGGGUACAGAUUUAAUUGCACAACUCUGAUUGUACAAGUGGAUCACCAGGCUACGCUGUGGUUUCUUGUGUAAUGCAAGGUCUGCAUUCUGGUUGCAUAUAUGCUUUGUUUGUAAGAGAUACAUAUAUACUGUAUAUAUCUAUAAAUCGAGAGAUUUAAAAGAUUGCUUUGGGUUCUUAUUAUUUAUUGGCACUGCGACAAGCUGUUUACAAAUGUUGUAAAUGAAAAUAAAGAUGUA